AGUUCCUAUAUUCAUAUAGUUAGCUAACAGCUAGCCAACGAGUGAAAACUGAAUAAAAACCUUAGGUAAUAGUAUUAUUAUGUUAAGUAAGAAUCAGCUGGCUGGAUACAAUACGCUACCACAUGAACGCGUACGUGGUAUUGCAAAACUGAGCCUUAAUUAUAAAUAUAAAGAGCCUUAACAUAUACUCAGCAUUUGUUUGAAAUAAACGAUCUAGCUAACGCUAGUUAGCUUAACUACCUAAUUGAGUAACCAAGAAAGAGCAAGCUAAGAGUCUGCUUUGAUAUACAACGUGGAUCGAUUGAUUAGGAAAUUAUUCUUUAUAACUCAACGUUGGAUGGCAUGCUGGUCAGUUUGUACACAACAGCAGGCUGUCUAUAGCUAGUUAGGUUACGUCAGGAAGAGGUUAAAACAAGGGGGAGUGGAUUCCACUGUCUGCUUUGCCUUCUACUGGGAGAAAAGGGGGUUGCCUGCCAGCAGGUAAAGCUUGAUGGAGUUGGUUCCAGUCCUGGGAUGAUGUUCUAAGGUGUGGCUGCUCUGGAGGUGUCUGAGAGUGGGAUGUUACGCUGGACCGUGCACUUGGAAGGUGGGCCACGGAGGGUUAACCACGCUGCGGUGGCUGUGGGCCACAAGGUCUACUCCUUUGGCGGCUACUGCUCUGGAGAGGAUUAUGAAACCUUACGUCAGAUCGAUGUCCAUGUCUUCAACACGGUGUCUCUGCGGUGGAUGAAGCUGCCUCCAGUGGGAACAGGAGAGAGGGAGGAUGCUCCAGAAGUGCCCUACAUGCGCUAUGGCCACACGGCUGUGCUUGUGGAUGACACCAUCUAUGUUUGGGGGGGCAGAAAUGACACAGAGGGAGCAUGCAACGUGCUGUAUGCCUUUGACAUCAAUAACCAUAGGUGGUACACACCCAAGAUCUCAGGGAUGGUUCCUGGGGCAAGAGAUGGACAUUCUGCCUGUGUACUUGGCAAGGCCAUGUACAUCUUUGGAGGAUACGAACAACUGGCUGACUGUUUCUCUAAUGACAUACACAAGCUGGACACCACCACUAUGUUGUGGUCCUUAAUCAAUGCUAAAGGUACUCCGGCCCGCUGGCGAGACUUCCACUCUGCCACCAUAAUCGGCACUAAGAUGUUUGUGUUUGGAGGCCGUGCGGACCGAUUUGGCCCUUUCCACUCGAACAAUGAGAUUUACUGCAAUAAGAUCAAGGUGUUUGACACAGAGACUAACUCCUGGCUGAACACACCUACAGCUCAGCUGCUGCCCGAAGGGAGACGUAGCCAUUCUGCCUUUGCUUACAACGGCGAGCUCUACAUAUUUGGAGGCUACAAUGCUCGAUUGGACCGCCACUUCAAUGACCUCUGGAAGUUCAAUCCUGAGGCUUUCUCCUGGAAGAAGGUGGAGCCAAAGGGUAAAGGCCCAUGUCCCAGACGGAGACAGUGCUGCUGCAUGGUGGGGGAUCGUAUUAUCCUGUUCGGGGGAACCAGUCCCUGUCCAGAACAAGGAAUGGGUGAUGAGUUCAAUCUCAUGGACCACUCUGAUCUGUACAUCUUAGACUUCAGUCCAAAUUUGAAGACCUUAUGCAAACUAGCUGUUAUUCAGUAUAGUUUGGAGCAGUCAGGACUGCCACAUGAUAUCAGGUGGGAGCUGGCUGCAAUGACUACCAAUAGCAACAUUAGUCGACCCAUCUUCUCCUCUCAUGGCUAAAGUGGGAAAUCUGCCAGAACCAGAAUGAAAACCCUGGGGUUCUGCUCCUAGACCUUAAUCCUCUGGGACUCUGGAGAAGAUUUCUCAGACACGUUGCAUCAAGAUCCACAUUCUCCUUGAUCUAGAUGACUUUGACUCUCAUUAAGUUUUGUCUAUAAAGCCUAACUCAGAUUGUGGUUUUUCAUCUGUGAACUCUGUUCUCUAGGUUAUAAAAGGUUGCACAUUUUACUUCUUUGAGGACAAACUGCAGUAGUUUCUUGGAGAGGAACAUAGAUAUGCAGACAUUAAAAUAAUUUUAGAUAUUCAGUGAGGUUAUAAAUGAAUGUGAUUUCUUUAAAGGUUUUGCGAUUGAAAACUCUUUUAGAUCAGGUUUUGAAACUUCCUUGUUUCUCUUUUUUACAAUUAAGUGUUAAUUUUCAGUGUCAUUCACUAUUUUGAUUAACCAGGUUCUAAAUGUUCCCCAUGAUUUUAUCCGGGAAGAAGGUCAUGCCGAACAAAUGCAUUUCACCAGAAGGAAGAGAACCAGAGGAUCUUACAUGAAUGUCAAACCUACACUAUGAACUGGUUGCUUAUCAGAAGAUUUUGGGACUCUUAAUGACAUGAACAGACCAGUGGCUGACAGAUGGUAUAAUGCCCAUGUGUACUGCAGCCCUCUCUGGGUGUGUGAGGCAACAUUAGUCUGAGAUCAGCAGUCUAUAUAUGUAUAUGACAGUGCUGCAGUCUGUAUUGGUGAAUAAUGCUGCUGCUUUGGGAUUUUAUUUGUUAUGCUUUGUGUUAUUUGGCUUUCAGUUCAUAGGUCAUCUCUCUCUCUCUCUCUCUCUCUCUCUCUCUCUCACACACACAGUCUGUUUCAGUAACCAUGUUUGCAACGGUUGUGUUAUGAGCAGCGCUGGUCCGACCUUUAACUUUAACUUUCUCCUGUUGCAGCUUCCUUCUAGAAAACCAAUAGACACUGACAAAGACGUUAGCAAUCACAUCAGUUCUGAUGGUGCCAAAUGCUGAGCAGUUCAUGUCUUUUUUGUGAAGCCAGGUGCAGUUACAGAUGUGUGUGACUGCAGCCAUGGAGUUUCUCAGGAAAGUUCCAACAGGAGAGUGUACAGAGUUCUGUGCCCUGUGCAGUGUGAGUGACACAGACGCAGGUAUAUAUUCAUGCGUUUACCAACACCACAUCCUGCCCAUAUGUGAAUAUUUAAGACCCACAGUAAUAUUUGUCACUACCUCCCCAAACACCUCGAGCAGUACAGGCCAUGUGUGCUUGUGUAUGUGGAGUCUACUGCAUCGGCAGUCAGGGUACUCCAAAUGUUGCAUACGAUGUUUGUUAUAAUGUGGCAUUCAACAUUGCUUUAGUUCAGUAGUUACCGCAGUUACACUGUGGUAUUCACAAUUACAUUAGAUCUACAGUUACCACAGUUCAGCUGUGACAUUUAACAAUAACCUAUUCACUCUUACCAACCAUGCAGUGAGUUGGACAACUACUCAGUGGUGCUCAAUUUUGUGGAUGAAAUUUGAGCAAAUAAAAUGUUUUCUGUAACAUA
This is a messenger RNA of Electrophorus electricus (electric eel), 3242 nucleotides long. RefSeq names its product kelch domain containing 3 (gene klhdc3). NCBI's taxonomy places the organism in Eukaryota, Metazoa, Chordata, Actinopteri, Gymnotiformes, Gymnotidae. Gene Ontology annotation, cellular component: cytoplasm. The record is from RefSeq and is a predicted model, not a curated record. Gene Ontology annotation, molecular function: chromatin binding; protein binding.